Messenger RNA from Serpula lacrymans var. lacrymans S7.9, 3180 nucleotides. RefSeq lists its product as uncharacterized. The transcript is spliced from 13 exons. The record is from RefSeq and is a predicted model, not a curated record. Gene Ontology annotation, biological process: protein folding in endoplasmic reticulum. Gene Ontology annotation, molecular function: protein binding. Lineage: Eukaryota; Fungi; Basidiomycota; Agaricomycetes; Boletales; Serpulaceae. The coding region runs from base 65 to 3094 and encodes 1009 amino acids. Gene Ontology annotation, cellular component: EMC complex.
CUCUACGGCGUUUCCAUUGCCAGCCUGAAGCACCGCGUCGAAUUACACGCCAAGUUUCCUGCAAAUGCGCCUUUUGCGCCAAUUUCUUGUUACCUCGUUAUGUGCUACUCUGUCCUGGGCAUUGCAUGAAUCCGAUGUUGGCGUCGUAGACUGGCAUAAGAAGCUAAUCGGUGUACCAUUGUACCACUCUCUUCAAACGGCACCGGUAUUCUACCAAGAUAUCGUUUAUACCGCUACAGGCAACAACGUCUUAGCCGCGCUCAAUGCUACAGACGGUUCUAUUGUUUGGAGAAGUAUAUUCGAACCGGAGGAUCCUAUCAGCGCUUUCGGUGUUCAUUCUAAUACCAUAGUCUCACUCUCUGGUCCCGGAGGAGCUACUCUACGUGAAUUCGAUUUGUUUAAAGGCCAUCUCUUGCUUGAGAAGCGGCUACAUGACCCAUUGCUUGGCCACCUUUGGGAGCCUAGUAACCUGGGCACAUCAAUAAUAUCUACCGGUGCUAGCUCGUCUUCGGAUUCAAGCUCGUCGACAAUUCUCGCACUAACGAACGGUGACACCUUGACUUCCAUAAAUAGCAGCACGGGGGAGACACAUUGGGAAUGGACUUCUCCUGACAAAGGAACUUUAAUUAUAUACUCCAAAGCGAUUACCACCCCGACUACAGCCUAUGUUAUUGGUUUCGCAAAAUCAGCCUCGUCGUUUACUCUUCAUGUCACGAGCUUGUCGAUGCUCGACGGCGAAGUCAUCGCAUCCGUCAACAUUCCUGCCAAUUUCAAAAACGGCUUAACUGACUACAUAGCUAUCACCUCUGGCUCGGACACAAUUUCUUCCAUCGCUUGGCUGGACCAAGGAUCUAUCAAAGCAGCUUCCUUAAAACCUAACCUUAAGGGUCAGGUAUUUGCAAUCAAAGGAAUGCAGUACAAGAGGAUUAUGGACGUUGGACUCUCCCAUGAUGGGCAGUUUAUUGCCAUAAAAGAGGAUGGUGCUGCUCAAGUACUACUUCUUGAUCCACAGACGUCUUCCUUGAAAGUUAUAUGGGAAUUUACUGAUUCAGCCCCAUCCAAGCUUUACUCCGACUCUCAUUACGUUGGCGGCCUCAAUAAAGACGGUGAACCUCGUAUAGCACGAGUGUAUUGGUCUAAUGUCCACAAUAGAGUUGUAUAUCAAGUGUUUUCUGCUCAGCUUGCUGAAGGGAAGGGAUCUGUCUCUGGGUUUACUUUCCCAUUCGAGACAAGUGUCCAUGGCAUUGUCGCUCAUGUGGCUUUUGACGUUGCCGGCUCAGACGAGUCGACAGGGACCCGGUUCCUUCUGACCAGCUCAACAGGUUCUGUCCAACUUUGGCAGCAGGACUUAUUAUCAUGGGCUCGUGAGGAAUCGCUAGCGACUAUCAAAGUUGCAGAAAUCGUGGAAAUGCCCCAAGAAAAAAUGACUGAAGAACAUGUCAGGUUGGAAGAGGAAGGUUUCUUUGAACGUGUUACGAGACAGUUCUCGGAUGCUAAAAAUCUUCCGCAAUACGCAGUGAACUUUGCCAGAAGAUUUGCUACCGGAUCUCACGCACCCAUUUCUAUCUCGCAAGAUGAAGAGUCCGUUUCUCGGGAUGCAUUCGGUUUUCGUCAAGUCAUCGUCGCAGCCACCUCACAUGGCAAGAUCUUUGGUAUCGAUUCUAGUAAUGGAGAAAUAUUGUGGAGUCGCGUACUUGGACUUGGUUGGGCUGCAGAAGUCGGCGGCACGGUGAUCCCUGUCAAGUUAUAUGUGACGCGUACUGUCAGCGAUGGCGAUGCACCGCAAGUUACUCUGGUUACGCAACGUCGAGCAGACAAUACACUUGUCGACACUGUCAUAUUCCAUCUUGAUGUGUUAACAGGAGACGAUGUCAGAGCAGAGUCAAAAUCACCUUCUGGUGCGAUUCUUGAAGGCUUUGAUAUAAUUUCUGGUCCUUUGAUAGAAGCAUUCAUGUUACCUACGCAGAACAAGACGAUCAUGCUACUGGACGAGUUCUUGCAGGUUCGCAUUUACCCUGACACCCCGGAAGCCGAAGCAGAGUUUCAAGCUCUUGCCCCCUCCUUGCAUUUCAGCCUCCGCACGGGAGGACCAGGACAGCGAAAAAUUAUGGGACAUCAAACAAUUUAUAGCCCUGAUCUAUCUAUGUACUAUAUGGCAUACCCGACCUGGACUAUUCCAUUUCCCCCUGAAGAGGAUGUCAAAGCGAUUAUACCCUCAUCCCCUGGUCUCCUUGCUUCGUUUGGUCACGUUCUGGGCAACCGCACCACCUUGUACAAAUACCUGAACCCACAUCUGACGGCCGUCUUGACUUCCUCACUAUCGAAUUCCCCCCCUACUUGUUCCAUCUACUUGCUAGACGGUGUUAGCGGCAGUAUCGUGUAUCACUCUUCCAUCCCUGCUGCAUCAGGAGUUUGUGAUGUGAAGGCAACCCUGGCCGAGAAUUGGCUCGUUUAUCAUUAUUUCGACGAUGAGCUUGCAGGAUCUGGACAAAGUAAGGGGCAUCGCAUUGUCUCAGUCGAGUUGUAUGAAGGCAAUGACAUCGAUGAAAAAAUCAAGAGCUCCGACAUUACUUCUUAUUCGAACAAAUCUGCCGAAGUAACUGCUUAUGAGCGGUCGUUUGUCUUGCCCUAUGGCCUCGCAGCUCUUACUACCACGACAACAAAAUUCGGAAUUACCACCAAAGAUCUUAUUGUGGCUAGUCGCAAAAACAACAUCCAGUCUAUACCUCGCCGCCUCUUGAAUCCCCGAAGGCCAAGAAAUAAACCCACAAACGAGGAAAUGGAAGAGAUGCUUGUUCAAUACGACCCUCUUCUUCCAGAUGAUGCAAGGCUCAUCGUAUCUCACAACUAUGAGGUUGCUAAUGUCAACCGUAUUGUGACUGCACCUUCCCUCUUGGAGUCCACGUCGCUGGUGUUCGUACACGGGCUGGACCUUUUCUUCACGAGGACUGCCCCAUCAAAUACGUUUGACGUAUUGAGUGAAAAUUUCAACAAAGUUCAGCUCGUUCUCACUAUUGUGGGCUUGGCCACUGCAAUUAUUGUUACAAGGCCAAUGAUGCGUCGGAAGCGUCUAAGGGAACGAUGGUAUAGAUAGCUUGUACUGUACCUUGAAGUAUAGAAGAGAACCUGAAGGGUUGUAGACAUUUGAAAAUCCUUGCAUACUACAAAUCAUUUCUACUU